AUGGCACCUCCUACCCCACUCUCUGACCCCAACAAGGUUGCUCUUCUGCUAAAUUACAAGGGCGAAGCUGUGGAGACUGAGCCAGCACUGGGGCCUGUUCGUCCAUCUGAGGUGAGGGACAUUGGAGAGAGAAGGGAGCUGGACCACAUGCGGAAACAGCCUCAGGAGACUGUGGUGGCCACAGGGACUGAGAACCUUAGGAACCCUCGGCCGGGCUUCAUAAAGUGCUUGCUGGAGGUGGAGGAGGAGGAGGCCAUGCAUCGGAGGGCCACCAAGGCCCGGGCCCUGCCAAACCGGAAGACCCCAAGGACCCUGACCCCUGUGCCCACCUCAGCCCCAAGCUUGCCUCUGGCCCUGUCUCACACCCCUGCCAUGACCCCAUCCUGGGCCCGGCUGCCAGCCCCUGGGCCAGUCUCUGCCCCGGUGGGAGCCCCAGUCCCAGCUUCAGUGCCCGUCUCAGUUCUGCCGGUCCCCACCUCAGACCUGGGCUGGAGAAGGACAGAACUUUUGCACCACAGCGGGGAGAGGAGACUGAACUACCCCAAGGCACGGCAGGAGCUGGAGGAGCACUAUCUCCUGAAGAUGUAUCAGACCUGGGAGGAGAGGUCCGAGGAGCACCUCACACUGAAGCAAGAAGAAGCCUUCCGCAGCUACUUUGAGAUCUUCAACGGUCAUGGCGAAGUGGACGCACAGAGCCUGGAGAACAUCCUGCUCCUUGUGGGCAUCUCCCUGACACCAGCCCAGGUGGAGGAUGCCCUGACAAGUGCUGAUGUCGAUGGAGAUGGUCACGUGAACUUCAAAGACUUUUUGGCCGUGCUGACAGACACCAAGCGCUUCUUCUGCUCUGUGGAACAGAAUGCCCUGACGGACAUGGUUCCCCCAAACCCUGACACUCUGCUCUUUGAGAUCCUGUCCCUGCUGGUAGAGAUGCUGGCCCUACCCGAGGCAGCCUUAGAGGAGAUCACCAGCUAUUACCAGAAGAAGCUGAAGGCAGGCACCUUUAAGGCCCGAGAGAUGGAAUCGGCCACAGGCCGGCUGCGGUCCCGGAAGAAGCUUGCCUACAAUUCCCAGCAGGCAGACAUCCUGGAAGUCCCAGAACGAAGAGUCCUCAGGAUCCUGAGCCAACUGAAGCAGCAGAACUACGCUGCCAACCUGCAAAGCCCCUACGCCCAGGUGCCUUGCAUCCCGCUCUGUCCACAGCUGGACAAGAAGACGGCCCGACGGAAGCAGGGCAGCCACUAUGUGCUGGACCAGUGCACCCCCACCAGCCUGGGCCCUGACAUCCGUAGCCUCUUCUUCCACUCUGGAUCUCAAGGAAGCAGGGAAUCCAGCUCUGACAGCCGAAGAUGGCUCAGCUCUGUGCCAGCUCGAACCCACUGA
Molecule: messenger RNA, 1380 nt
Organism: Vicugna pacos (alpaca)
Lineage: Eukaryota; Metazoa; Chordata; Mammalia; Artiodactyla; Camelidae
Source: RefSeq, a predicted model, not a curated record